Molecule: messenger RNA, 2162 nt
Organism: Platichthys flesus (European flounder)
Lineage: Eukaryota; Metazoa; Chordata; Actinopteri; Pleuronectiformes; Pleuronectidae
Product: twinfilin-2
Exons: 9
Coding region: 252-1310 (352 amino acids)
Biological process (GO): actin filament depolymerization; barbed-end actin filament capping; regulation of lamellipodium assembly
Cellular component (GO): actin filament; myofibril; cytoplasm
Molecular function (GO): actin monomer binding; actin filament binding
Source: RefSeq, a predicted model, not a curated record
UGUCCCUUCUCACAGUGUCACACUCUCUCAUCGAGUCGAGUCGCACUCGACAAUCCUCUCCAGAGUCAGAGUAACGGCCGAGCUUUUACAACAGGCUCUUUUGGUUGGACUUCACUGUCUCUUCAUUGGACAGAUUUUUUUGGGGGCCUUGUGCUGUGGAGCUCCUUUCCUUUCUGCUGCUGCUGCUUCUUCUUCUGUCUCUCACACCCCUGCUGCUGUGCCUGGCGGGAGGAAGACACUGCUGAGCCGCCAUGUUUCUCGCACUAGUGGUGACGCCAGAGCUCAGGGAGUUCCUGGCCAGGGCGAGAGGAGGAGCAGUGCGCCUCAUCAAGGUGUGCAUCCAAGACGAGCAGCUGGUGCUGGGGGCCUGCAGGGAGCCGGACCAGAGCUGGGACCAGGACUACGACCGCUUCCUGCUUCCUCUGCUGGACGACCAGGAGCCCUGCUACAUCCUGUUCCGCCUCGACUCCCAGAAUGCACAGGGCUACGAGUGGAUCUUCAUCUCGUGGUCUCCUGACCAGUCUCCAGUGAAACAAAAGAUGCUGUACGCUGCCACCCGCGCCACAGUGAAGAAGGAGCUUGGCGGCGGCCACAUCAAGUACGAGAUGUUUGGCACAGCAGAGGAGGACAUCUGUUUGCUGGGCUACCAACGUCAUGUGUCCUGGUGCUCAGGUCCGGCCCCGCUCACGUUAGCCGAGCAGGAGCUCCAGAGGAUCAAAAUAUCCGAGGGCCGAGUUAAACAGGUGAAGACAGAGAUCAGCGUGGAGACUAAGCACCAGACACUUCAGGGCCUCGCUUUCCCUCUGCAGGACACAGCCAGAAGAGCCCUGCAGCAACUGGCCCAACAAAAGAUCAACUACAUACAACUGAGGUUGGACGUAGAGAAGGAGAUCAUCGAGUUGGUCCAUUCCAGCCCGACAGAGACUCUAGAUCUGCCCAGCAGAGUUCCCAAAGACACUCCCAGAUAUCACUUCUUCCUCUACAAACACUCCCACGAAGGAGACUACCUGGUAUCUGUCGUGUUCAUAUACUCCAUGCCAGGGUACAGCUGCAGCAUCAAGGAGCGAAUGCUGUAUUCCAGCUGCAAGAGUCGACUACUGGAGGACGUGGAGAAAGAUUACCAGUUGGAUAUUGCUAAAAAGUUAGAGAUUGAUAAUGGAGAUGAACUGACAGAGGAGUUCCUGUACGACGAGGUCCAUCCUAAGCAACAUGCCCACAAACAGGCCUUUGCUAAGCCCCGCGGUCCGGCAGGGAAAAGGGGACACAAGCGUCUCAUCAAGGGGACAGGGCAGUCCUUGCAGAGCAGCUAGAUGUGGACAGAACCUCUCCUCCCAUGUUGUGCCUGUAGCUCCGAUCAUUUCGUCCCCAAACUCACUAACACCUCCAUCAAGUCCAGAGGGGGGAGCACGCUGAUAGAUUUUUCCUCUUUGUGUCCCGAAUUGCGAUAUACACAACAAAUGUGUUUUUAAUGGAAAUGUCUCUCUCUUUGAUUCUGUUUCUCUUUUCUGUCUGUGAUGAUAUGCCUCCGUGAAAUAAAAAAACAAAAUGUUGAUAUACUUGCCGUUUACACCCAGUAGAGCACAAACCUCCACCAAGGCCACUGUCCACACCAAAGGUUGUUACAGAGGCCGAAAUAACUCCUGUCAACCAGUUUGUGGAUUUGCAACAAACUUUAAACAAGCGUAUAUCAGUGCUCUAAACAUCCCUGACUUUCUUCCUCAAGAUCUAUUUAACAAAGUUCAAGAUCCAUGCGUUAUUCUGGGGAAAAUCCGCGCAAAUGUCACAAAACCCCUUAUCUCUUGAAUCUGCCCUUUUGUCCGGAUCUACACCAACUUUGAACGGUUUCUUUCUUGGAUCCCUUUGUCCACCAAGUUUCGUGGAAAUCUGUCCUUGGUGGAGAUAACAAUACGAAUACCACAUCAAAGAAAGCAUGUGUCGAUGACCUCCUAUUUGUAAAAGAGUCUGAUUAUGCGGUGAUGGAGAUACUCCUCUGUCUUCCAUAUUGUUAUUAAACAUACAUAUGUAAUUUACACUGUUGUGGGCUACUGACAUGUACAUUCUUCAGAUGUGGCAGUCCCUGUUUUGUAUCAACAAUGUUUGUAAGAAAAAUACAAUAUGAAAGGAAACUCUAAAUAAAACCUUGUUUAUACUGUAGUAUUAGA